GGUUCCGGAAGGCCCCUUCCCAGGUGCCUCGGGCCCAACUCACGCCCGCAAGGCGGCACUGAAGACAUGGGCAUGAGCAUCGCCGAGUGCCUGAGGCAACUGGACAUCCGCAAAGGUGUAGUGGGCCUGGCCACGGCCGCCGGGGCCAUCUACCUACUCUACAAGGCCAUCAAGGCUGGCAUAAAAUGCCAACCACCCAUCUGCACCAACUCGCCCAUCUGCAUCGCCCGUGAGUGUCCGGGCCCUGGGGAGAGGGCUCUGCCCCAGGAGGCACCCGCUUCUGAGGCCUCCUCUGUGGGAGGGGCCAAAGGCCUGGCAAUCGAGCGAGAGCGGCAUGGACGGGACUCGGGAGAGCUCCGGAGACUCUUCAAUUCUUUGGAGUGCAAACAGGAUGAGUACGCCAAGAGUAUGAUCCUGCACAGUAUCACGCGGUGUGUGUACUUGCUGGAGGCUGAGGCCUCUGCUUGUACUAUGGAUGACAUCAGGUUGGUGGGAUACAUGCUGGAUGACAAGGACAACAGUGUCAAAAUCCAAGCUCUGAACACACUUAAAGCUUUCUCUGGCAUCAGAAAAUUCAGGCUUAAAAUCCAGGAACACUCCAUCAAGGUGCUGGAACUGAUCUCCACCAUCUGGGACUCGGAGCUGCACAUUGCUGGCCUCAGACUCCUCAACAACCUCCCACUGCCCGACUUUGUGCACCCACAGCUGCGACGGGUGAUGCCUGCCUUGAUGGAGAUCCUGCAGUGCGACUACAUCCUGGCACAGGUGCAAGCUAUACGGCUGCUGAGCUACCUGGCACAGAAGAACGACCUUCUCUAUGACAUUCUCAACUGCCAGGCUGGGGACUCCAGCAUUGCCACCAUUAGGCCCAUGUUCCAUGAGGAGGCGCCUCAACUUGGGUUACUCUCAUGA
Trichechus manatus latirostris (Florida manatee) is the source of this 912-nucleotide messenger RNA. RefSeq names its product armadillo repeat containing 12 (gene ARMC12). Bases 67 to 912 code for a protein of 281 amino acids. Lineage: Eukaryota; Metazoa; Chordata; Mammalia; Sirenia; Trichechidae. Gene Ontology annotation, cellular component: nucleus. The transcript has 6 exons. The record is from RefSeq and is a predicted model, not a curated record.